Closterium sp. Naga37s-1 is the source of this 2880-nucleotide messenger RNA. The record is from the annotation of a GenBank genome assembly. Lineage: Eukaryota; Viridiplantae; Streptophyta; Zygnematophyceae; Desmidiales; Closteriaceae.
AUGGGUAGAGGAAGGAAUCGCGAUGCGGAUUUCAAAUUGCCGGAAAGCAGCCGGUUCGACAAUGAGGACGUCGAGCUGUCGGUCGGCAAGCAGAUCAAGCGUUGGGCGACGGAGACAAUUCUCGGGCAACCCUUCUGGCGAUUCAACCGGGGGGGCCGUGACGAUUCCGCCUCCACCUUCGCGGGGCGAUGGCCCGGCGGCAGCAGCGGCGUGGGCUCCGGCGUAUCAGGCGUCAACACGGACGGCAGCUCCUCGUUCUGGCUCGGCGCGAACGGGGGCGACUCGGUGCGCGGCGGCUCGGUGAGGGACCGCGCGAUGCUGCAGCGGUCGACGACGUUCGGGAUCUGCAUGCCGCGGAACAUGGAGCUCGCGUCGCUGCGCGUGAUCGACCCGGAGGACGCUUAUUUGUUACUAUGGGAGCAGGUGACUCUAAUCCUGGGAUUCUACUCCGCUUUAGUCACACCCUUCGAGUUCGCCUUCCUGGCGGACAGCAUGCCCGUGUGGCUGACGUGGCUUGACGUGGCAGUCAACUUCUGCUUCCUGGCCGAUCUCUUGGUCACGUUCUUUGUCGCGUUCAAGGACAAGCACACCUACACCCUCGUUACAAGCCAUUGGAAGAUCGCGGAAAGGUACUUAUUAUCCUACUUCCUCAUGGACCUGCUCGCGCUCUUCCCUUGGAACACCUUCUACCAGCUGGCAGGCGCCAGUGGAGCGGCCAACCUGCUGCAGUGGCUGCUGUGGACUCGAGUGCUCAGGAUGCGACACCUCUUCAGAUACUUCCACAGGCUCCAGAGGGACAUCCGGCUCAGUUAUUUCGCAGUCCGCUUUCUAAAGCUCAUAAUUGUGGAGAUGUACAUCACCCACGUGGCGGGCUGCUUCUUCUACUUCCUCGCCACCACCAUGCCGCCGGAGGAGCAGGGCUACACCUGGAUCGGCUCCCUCACCCUCGGGGACUUCUCCUACGAGAAUUUCCGCGAAGUGGACUUAUUCACGAGAUACGUGACGGCGCUGUACUGGUCCGUGGUGACAAUGGCGACCAUUGGGUACGGGGAUAUCCACCCGGUGAAUCCGAGGGAGAUGAUCUUUGCCAUGUUCUACAUCACCGUCGACCUCAUUCUCUCCGCCUAUCUUAUUGGAAACAUCACUGCACUGGUGGUGAAGGGCAGCAACACCACCAAGUACCGGGAGCGCAUGGCGCAGGUCAUCAAGUACAUGAACCGCAACCGCAUUCCCCGGGUGCUGCGCCACCAGAUGCGCCAGCACGUGCGCCUGCAGUUCGAGACGGACCAGGUGGAGGACAACAUUCUCAACGACUUCCCUGUGAGCAUCCGUCACAAGGUGGCGCGCGCGCUGUACCGGCGACUGGUGGAGCAGAGCUACAUCUUCCAGGGCUGCUCGCCCGAGUUCAUCAACCAGAUCGUCACCAAAGUAAUCCCUGAGCACUACUUCCCAUCGGAGGUGGUCAUUCAGCACCGGGACUCCCCCGAGCGCCUCUACAUCAUCUGCUCGGGCAGUGUGGAGGAGACCUCCCCUUCCUCCUCUGCUGACGGCGGCAGGCACUUUGCUGAGCUCGGUUCAGGCUCUAUGUUUGGCGAGGUGGCAGUGCUGUGCAACAUUCCACAGCCGUUUGACCUCUCGGUCAUCGCGUUCUGCCAGGUGCUGCGGCUGGAGCGGGAGGAUUUGAACACGGCGAUCAACACAUUCAUGGUGGACGGCAGGAAGAUCGUCGACAACCUGUUGGAGCGCACAACGGAGACAGGCAGCAAGUACGCGUUACUGGCAUCGGAAAUCACGUCUCUGAUCGCGCAGCAGGAGGCAGAGCUGACGAUGACGACCAUCUAUGCGGCCUCGCGAGGGGAUAUAGAGCACCUCAAGAGGCUGAUAAAAGCCGGGGCGAAUGCUGGGAAAGCAGACUACGAUGGACGCACACCGCUGCAUCUAGCAGCAGCGGGGGGCUAUGACGAGGUGGUGCGCUUCCUACUCCUGGAGGGCGCGGAUGUGAACAGCCUGGACAACUUUGGCACCACGCCGCUGCUGGAGGCACUGCGGGCGGGCAAUGACUCAACUGCUAAGAUCCUCACGGACAAGCACGGGACGGUUAACCUGCAGGAAGCAGGCACAGACCUGUGUAACGCGGUGAUGAGGGGCGACACAGGACUGCUGAGGAGGCUGCUGGUCAACGGAGUCAACCCCAAUGCAGCCGACUACGACCUCCGCACGCCCCUCCACAUCGCAUCCGCCGAGGGAUUCGUCCAGGUGGCGCGCAUGCUGGUGGAGCAUGGUGCUGACGUGGCGGCUCUGGAUAGGUGGGGCAACUCGUCGCUGGAUGAGGCGCGCCGAUGUGGCAGCUUGCCAUUGAUCCACCUGUUGGAGGAGGCCAUGCGGGAACGGGGGCUUGAGAUUGGUGGAGGAUCCGCAACACGUGCCACCUCCACCCUUCCUCCCCCCUUCCCCAACUCCCACUCCCUCACACGCUCGCACCCAUCCCCGCUCCUCGCCCCUGCCGAUGCGGACUGGGACCGAAUCACCGAGGAUGGCUCGGCAACUCCCCGGAUCGGCAUGUCAGGCUCGGGAACGCCGCUCCUGAGCGGGUCCGGCACGCCCCAGAGGAGAGGUCCGGGAACGUCGCCUGGGAGGGCGCAAUGGAGGCCUCCUGGGGGUGGUGGGGUGAGGAGGACGGGCGGGAGGGCUGGAGGGACGGGAUAUGGUGGCGGCGCUGGUGCCGCUGGUGCCGCUGGUGCGGCUGGUUCGGCUGGUGGUGCUGGCAUGGGAAGGCUGGUUCCGUUGGGGCCCAAGAAUCACGGUGUUUCCAUUUCCCCCAUGGGAGCUAAAGCCGCAGAGAGUUGGGCAGCUUAUGCCGCUCCCUCCGUCCAUCCCUGA